AUGAAGCGCGAUCUAACAGAGCUUAUGCGGACUGCUGUGGUCACAGCGGACCGCUGCGUCGAUGGCGUUGGCUUCCGCCAACUCACCACCCUCAAAGUUGUGCCCGCGGCCGAGUGUUCUUUGGAUUGUACAGUCUCUUGGCCCUCAGCGCACAACAAGAGCGGUCUGCAGAGUUCUCGCAUCAGUCCCCAGUGCUCGUCAACCAACAGCUUGCCCUGUUCCACUACCGCUGACCCCUCCGCCUUCUGCAACAUUACACGACCCCUCUGUUCUCGGCGACAGUCGGCUCUCCAGUCACAGUUAAUGACUACGCCCCUUUUUGACGGAAGCAAGUCGCAGAUUAGCCAGCCUGCCCGCGCAGUCGGUCUUUUGAGAGUUGAGGGGCUCCUGGACGAUGAUGUUGGGGAGUUGAGUGCCUUCGCUUCCUACCUCUCACCCAGUCGUGGCGACGUUUCUCUAUGCCGACUUAAAUACCUCCCCUCCCCUCACCUUGAGCGGGUUUCGUUCGAGAACCUCCCUUCGCUGGUGCAGGAGUCUCGGUUGUUAUCCGUUAGAUCCCGUGAAGCUGGCAGCAGCGGCGGACGGAAGAUUGAUCCACCCCCGCCGCACGUCUCAUCACCUGUGGAAUUCGAACUGACCAGUGACAAGCUGAUUCACUACUCUGUGAGCACACCUCAUAGAACGACGUUACUGUUCGUUGGAUGA
Molecule: messenger RNA, 705 nt
Organism: Spirometra erinaceieuropaei
Lineage: Eukaryota; Metazoa; Platyhelminthes; Cestoda; Diphyllobothriidea; Diphyllobothriidae
Source: the annotation of a GenBank genome assembly